AUGCACAGGGCCAAUGUCUACCUCAAACUAGCUCAGUACCCUGAGGCCAAAGAAGAUUAUUUACAAGUUAACGACCUGUUCUCAGCGGUGUCGGACAUCCGGUCGGUGAACCGGCUGCAGCAGGACUCCACGGACGGCUACUACCGCCUCGCCGAGCUGCUGUACCAGCUCGGCCACGUCAGCGACGCACUCAAGGAAAUCAGAGAAUGUCUGAAAUUAGAUCCGGAGCACAAGAAGUGCUUCCCGUUCUACAAGAAGCUGAAGAAGAUCGACAAAUUGCUUCUGACCUGUGAGGAGAAGAGCGAGGCGCGGGACUACUUAGGCUGCAUCGCGAGCGCCGAGCGCGCGCUGGCGGCGGAGCAGGAGGUCACGCUGGUGGUGUUCGAGGCGCGGCGCUGGCUGUGCAGCUGCUACGCCAAGGUCGGUGCCCGGGGGGAGUUGGUUUGC
Brenthis ino (lesser marbled fritillary) is the source of this 447-nucleotide messenger RNA. The record is from the annotation of a GenBank genome assembly. NCBI's taxonomy places the organism in Eukaryota, Metazoa, Arthropoda, Insecta, Lepidoptera, Nymphalidae.